Trichoderma harzianum CBS 226.95 is the source of this 1452-nucleotide messenger RNA. RefSeq lists its product as hypothetical. Gene Ontology annotation, biological process: DNA-templated transcription. The transcript is spliced from 3 exons. Lineage: Eukaryota; Fungi; Ascomycota; Sordariomycetes; Hypocreales; Hypocreaceae. The coding region runs from base 1 to 1452 and encodes 483 amino acids. Gene Ontology annotation, molecular function: zinc ion binding; DNA binding. Gene Ontology annotation, cellular component: nucleus. The record is from RefSeq and is a predicted model, not a curated record.
AUGCAGGAUAUGGAACUUCAAAUGGACUAUUAUCGUAAUCAACGUCCCUCGGUUGGCCCUCCAUCAUCAGCGGCGGAGCCUUCUCCGCCUUCUCCGGUUGCCAAUUCUAAUUGGUAUGGAUAUACUGAGCCCCUACAGCCGACAUCCUCUGGCAAAAGUACCCGAGGAUCUGAUGACUCCAUCUCGUUGAGCAUUCCCGUGGAGGAACAAAGCUACCUAUUGGAGGCAUAUCUUGACAACAUUCAUGAAGGGAUUCCGAUUUUCAUAAACUCCCACUUUCUCUCUGAUUGCAGGAAUUUGGUAUACAGCCACGAUCUGAUAUUGACAAUAGUGGUGAUAACUGCCAAGCUGACUGGAUACGUAUUCACUACUGCGACCUUCGACAUUGAUUCUUGCAUUGAUGAAAUCUUGAGCGCAGGGUCACUUGAAGAGGAGAUGUUUGGCAAUUCACCAUCCAUCGACCAAUUUCGCAAAAGUUGUCUUCUAGCCUUCUACGAAUUCCACCAGUUUCCGGGGAGGCAGGCAUGGAUGCGCAUCGGGAAACUUACACGCAUGGCCAUGUGGACAGGAUUGGAUCGUCUAGAGAUUAUCAAAUCGAAGUAUCCCAGCUGGAGAACAAUGACAGAGCGCCAGCUGGAGGAAUGGCGCCUGAUAUGGUGGUGCAUCUAUCGCCUAGAUUCCUACGCCAAUCUAUCUUCUGGAACUCCCUAUCUGAUAGACGAAACACUUGCUUAUACCUCUCUUUUGCAGGAAGUUCCUGGAAGAGCUCCUAUAGAGGAUCAGCAUGAUUCAGUACACGAAAACUUCUUGUUGUCAUCGCAUCAUAACAGCCUCUGGGGGGCCAUAUCUAUCAUAUCCUCUCAGUCUCGGGAAAUAUCCUCGUUUAAUUUCCAUAUUAUCACUACAACUCUCCUACGUGCGGCGGUGCGGGCUAUACGUGUGCACAGCCUUCAACAGCAGCCAGAGGUUCGCUGUUUAGACGAUAUUGAGCGACAUCUCUCGGCAGUUCGUCUCUCUUUACCGACAAACUACCUCAACACCAGAAGGAAUGCGUUUUCGAAUGAGACAGGGCCCGAUCACCAUGCAAGGCUAGUCACACUAUUCCACUUGAACUUGGUGCAGUUUCUUCUCUCCGUCAUAAACUGUUACAGACGGGAACAGGACGAUGAAUGGAUUUUAAGGUGGCAGAGGGUCUAUGAGGCGUGCCAAGACCUGGCGUCAAUAUCAGAGCAGUGGAACAGUUCACACAACCUCAGAGUUGACCCGGCGAUAUCAAUGAUAAUCUUCGCUGCUCUGAUCUUCCUUGAUGUGCACAAGAAGUCAGCUAGUGCGUUGGUGUGGGGUUCUCACUCUUCCAUUGAGCAUUCCGAGAGAGUCUUGAUGAUGCAACUGGAGCAACUUGCCACCAUAUGGACUCUGCCAAGACUACUCACGCGUAUGUUUGCCCCUUAA